ACAAUAAGAGCGGCCAUCUUUACCCGCAGCAACAACUGCUGCUCCGGUAAAGAAAGAAAAUAAAUGCCCUGUCGGAAUUUUAUUGUAUUCUGGAUGUGUCAUCAAAGCGAACACGUUUAAUUCGGAAGCCAAACAGGCGACACCAUGACCUAGUGAUCGUCAUAAGGAGCGCUGUGGCACAAAGCAUCCUUCUCUUUUGACAGAGUGUAGUCCAAGAUUCCAGCCAGUCGUCUGCUCCGCCGUGGUAGUUUCCAGGGAGAGACCCUCGCCUCUCCCCCUGAGGAGAUAUGGAGCCCCAGGAGAGUCUGGGAGUGGAGGGCGACCCGGGCGCACUGGGGGUGCUGGUGCCGAGCCCACAGAGCGAAGCGGUGACCCAUGACCUGGAGGAAUUGUCUCUGCAGCCCACUCAGAGCCUUCCACCCAUUAAAGAGCGCAAGAAUGUGCUUCAGUUAAGACUACAGCAGAGGCGCACACGCGAGCAGCUCGCAGACCAGGGCAUCAUGCCACCGCUGAAGACACCUGCAGCUUUUCAUGGGCAGGUCAGAAGUCUGGAGAGGGCAAGGACUGAGAAUUUCCUGAAGCAUAAAAUCCGCAGCAGACCUGACCGCGCUGAACUUGUCCGUAUGCACAUUUUACAAGAAACCCACGCAGAGCCUUCUUUGCAAGCCACUCAGAUGAAACUAAAAAGAGCACGUCUAGCAGAUGACCUUAAUGAGAAGAUUGCACAGAGGCCCGGACCAAUGGAACUGGUGGAGAAAAACAUUCUGCCGGUUGACGUUGUUGGAGAACUGGAUGUUUAUAACUUCAAUGAGGACAGCAGUGAAGCUCUGUCUCCAGAACAGCCAGCUAGUCACGAGUCUCAAGGCUCUGCAUCUUCUCCCGUAGAAGCCAGACUGCCAGAUCCAUCGUCUGUUUCGCCUCCAACUGGCUCCAAACUCCAGACUUCAGACUUCUUGAACAGAACAUCAGUAGAAGAUGGUCGAGUAAUGACUUCCUCUCAGACAGUCACUGCUGCUGCUCCCACAAAGCCUGCACCCACCCUUGUGAAGCAAAGCCAGCCCAAACAGUCCGGUGACAAGAGCCGAAGCAAGAAAAGUAAAGAACCCAAACCACGAAUUAAGAAGCUCAAGUAUCACCAGUACAUCCCACCCGACCAGAAGCAGGAACCCAAUGAAGCCCCGAUGGACUCGGCAUAUGCCAGGCUGCUUCAGCAACAGCAGCAGUUCCUGCAGCUCCAGAUCCUCAGUCAACAGCAACAACAUUACAAUUACCAGGCCAUAUUACCAGCACCACUCAAGCCUGUAGCUGAGAGUCAGAACAGCUGCCCCAACAUCACAUUGAGCACCAGCCCAAAUCUUCCUGCUCCCAUUGUGGUAUCUCUGCCCAAUGCGUCUCCUUCACGUCCCAACAACAACGUGAUCGGUCGUAAAACCGGGUCUCUGCCUACCUACCUAGAUGAGAUGAAGGUGGCUGAGCUUAAAAUGGAGUUAAAAUUGCGGGGACUUCCUGUAUCAGGCACCAAAACAGAUCUCAUAGAAAGGCUUAAGGCCCACCAGGAGAGCUCUCAGUCUGCUACAACCAUGGAUGCAAACAUCUCCAAAGCUUCUCUGCAGCCUGACUGCAUGAGCACUACUCCACCCAUUUCUCCUGAGGCCUCCAACAUCAGUAUGGAGGACAGCAGAGACAGUCCCACCAAAGCUCUAUGCACACUAUCUCCAGCCCGUCCACCAACAGGUACCUCACCUUUCAAACCCACACCUGAAGACAUGACCAUGGACAUCAAGGUGUCUGAAAAAGACCAGCGCCUUCACGAGAAGGAGCGGCAGAUUGAGGAGCUCAUGAGGAAGCUGGAGCAGGAGCAGCGGCUGGUGGAGGAGCUGAAGAUGCAGCUGGAGGUGGAGAAGAGGAUUCAGCAGGGAGGAGGGCAACAGCCUGAACCCAAUCCAUCAAUCCAGGUCAAAGAGGAGAACAGAGCCUCCCCGAGCUGCAAAUCCAAGCAGAGUCCCCUGCCGCAAUCUACAGGUGGGAAACAGGAAGAGCCACAUGCCCAGCAGCACCACACCCCAGUCCAGCAGUUCUAUAUCAACACCCAGCAUGUCCCUCAAGUGCUGCAUCAGCAGACACUGAUCAAAACUCAGCCUGCAACGCAAAUCCUGCUUCCCAUCAGCCUGCCCAACAAUCCAACCAGCACACAGCAGGCUAAGACUGUUCUCCAACCAGCAAUGCCCAGUUUGGCUCAAGGCAUCAUGCAAACACCACUUCUGCAAACACAGACUUCUAGCAACACAAUGUUACAACAGCAUUCAAAUCAGCCACCAUCUCCACCUCAGGCUUUACCCCUGUGUGGAAGCUCGUCUUCUGGGUUUGAGUACAGGCAGAACCAGAGCCAGACCAUGCCAGACGUCCCCCAGUGCUUCCUCAGCAACUCGCCCAGACACACAAAUGGACCUGCUAACAAACCUCCCUCGCCCUGUCAGCUCAACUACAUCCUUCAGCCAUCGACAUUCCCAAAUCACCGCAGCCCAAAGAGCAAAGACCCACCCCGUUACGAGGAGGCCGUCAAACAGACCAGGGGGCUACAAGCCACAGUACAGGUUCCUACUGCUACCAGUCAGCACAUGGACGAUUUGUUUGACGUUUUGAUCGAGAGCGGAGAAAUAUCCCCUCUGUCCAGGCAGGAUCCUUCUCCGGACAAACUUCUUCCAGUGACAGCAAACAUCACCACCCUGCCCAUCAACACAGUGCUGUCUCGUCCUCCCCCGCAGAUACACGUUGCCCGCACGCCCACAAACCCAGACACUCCACCCAACAUGGUAGCCCUGGCCUCCGAUAACCAGUUGGAGGCUCUUCUGGAGGACGCCGAGCCAAGGACCCUGAGACUGAUGGAGGAGCUUAAAAACCAGCUGCUGGAGCGGCCACACUCGCCAAUGGACACUUCAGAUCUGACCUUCACCGACACGCCGCCCUCUGCCCUCCCUCUGCAAGACGCAGGCCUCGACAACAUGGAGUGGUUGGACCUUACGAUUGCAGGUCCUGCCGGUAUCUCCUCACCGACUGCAGUCUUUUCAUCUGAUUUCUUGGACUCCACUGAUUUACAGUUACACUGGGACUGAGCUCACCAAGGAAUGGAGAUUGGAGACGUUCUGAAAAGAUCUGCGGUCGUGUCCGAGGAUCUGCAUGCAAACCACUGAUAGCGUAGCAUCAGCUUUUCUCAAUUGCGCCUAUAUGUGCAGGAUCGUGGGUGGCUAUUGUCACAAACACCUCUUUCAAAGCAGAAGAAGAAUGUAGAGACACCUUUUUUCACGUGUGUAUUUAGACUGAGCUUCUGCUUUACAUAAUUUUGAAGCAGUCUUUGAAACUUAUGGCCUAUGUUAUUUAGAAUGUCGUUGUUUUUUUUAGGUUGGGAUAAGUUUAAUUUCUUACCUAAGACAGAACAUAUUUGAAAUGUAUUAUAUAUUUUGGGGAAAGUAAGGAUUAUAAGUACAAUCAUAGUGCCUUUGCUAUUUGCGUUGUCCAGAGACUCUGUAGUUCAAAAAGUAUUGAUUUGUUCUCAUUUGAAACUUGUUUCUUUCUUUCCAAACUCAAAAGAAAACCGUUUUGAAUCUUAUUUAGCUGUUUUUCAUCCCCAUAAAAAGUUAUGGUCCUACAAAUUUUUAAGCUCCAAAAAGGACAUAAAGGUAGCAUGUGCUUGUAAUUACACUUUUUUUUUUUUUUUUUUUUUAAGAAAUAAUUGUAAAAAAAGAAUAUGAGUAAUAGUCACGAAAGUAAUAACUGAAGAAAAAAAAUUAAUGAUUCAUAAGUGCUAUCCAGUGGUAAAAGUAGGUACUGAAGAUGUAAUAAACAUAAUAAUAACAAAGGAAAUAUUCAAAGCUUUCUGAAGCAGAAUAAUUGCUUUCUAUGAUAAACAAAGUCUUUAUUAAAUAUUCUCAAACCAUCCCAAAACAUUAAUCAGUGCAUACACUAGAAGUAGACUAGAAGUUUGACUAAAGUAUUAUUAUUAUUUCAUUAUUUUUAGCUUCUUUUUCAGUAACAUAUUUCACUAAGAUAUGUCACAAUGCAAAAGACUUUUAAUCACUUUAAACUUCAAACCUUACUGAAAGUAAGGCUUAUAAAGGCUUCAAAACUGCAUAUCAUAGAAAACGAUUCGUAUGAAUUCAUUUAAUAAUUUUCAUGCCACCUUUAUGUCGAUUUUGAGGCUUGAGCCCAUUAACUUAAAACCUUCUGAAAAACAAAAAAUCAUCGUCUUUGUUCUGUUAAGGAAAAAAAGCCAUUUGAGUUUGGAACAACAAAAUGACACUUUUGACAAUUUUACGGUUAACUAUCCUUUGCAAAUGUCAGACUUUUGAGGUGGAAACAUUGUGCCGUGGUAAUUGUUACAAAUGUGAUUUCACCUUCAUUGAAGGAACCGGUUUAGUGGCUCAUUUACAUUCAACUGCCAGGGUCAAUGAGCUGCUAUCCGUUGCGUUAGGGUACUCGAAAUCGUGGCAGCUAAAUGAUAACAUUCAAUUUCUAAACAUUCGAAACCAUCCAGUGCAUAGACUUGGAAAGGUCAGAGCCAGGUUGUUUACCAAACCCAGCAUGGGGCCAAAGAGAGGGAGGGAGAGAGGCACACAAACGCCUGACUAGGGGCCAUUAUUAUCCCUAUCAAAAGAUAGAGGGUUCGGCUCUUACAGUCUGAACUUGAACAGGGAAACAACGCUAAACAGGACCAGUGAAAUUUUCAUAUUCAGAUCAGAAUGACAUCAGAGAGCAGCUGCCGUUUGAUUGGUCAGACUCUUUACUGCAGUACAGUAGACGUUUGUUCAGGUAUAGAUGUCCUGAAGUUCACUGUAUUUGCUGAUUUUGAGCAUCUUUCUUCAUAACCACUGUAAUUUUGGUAGCUGGUAGGUAAUUUGCCUUCGUUAAUGUACCUAAACCUCAUCUUUUCUUUAUUUGUAAGAAUGAAUUUGUUUUUGGUUUUAGAUUCUUUUCUUCUAUAGAAUGUGACAAUGUAGCGUCAUCUGCUGGAACAGUUUGAAACAGGCCGAAUGAUUUUCCUAUCACCACUUCCUUCAGAUGGAUCACUAUGAAAUGUUUUUUUGUUGUUUUUUUCAGUGUUUGGCAGAUUUAAUAGCAGAUCUCUCUUUAGACACUCUGUGAAAAUAUGCCAAACAUGCCAGAUAGUGCACUUACUUGACCUUGGACUGAACCCAUUGACAAUCAGUUCCUUAUCCAAACAUGUUGUCAAAAAGAAUGUAUUUCUAUAUUUAGAAAUGUAAUUUCUAAAGGGAUGCCAUACUUCUGUCUCUGUCGGAGACCCAAAGCUUUUAAUUUUGUAAACAUGCCAUUGUACUGCAUUUGUGCAGUUCUCAUAUAUUUUUAUCACACAUUUUAUGGCUCUACAUGUAUUUUUUUUAAAGACCCGUGGAGGAAUAAAAUCCUAUCACAAGACCUUAAAUCAACCCGUAAAGGUUUGCGUACCUUUUAUGAAUAUGUUAAUUGGAGCAAUUGCUCUGUUAUGAAGAGGAAAAAAGAGAAAUCUAUAAAAUCUUACUGAUCCUUUGAAGUGCGAUGUAGAUUGUAUGCCUCAUAUUUUGCACAGUGUAUAUAUUUUUACAAUAUACAUUUUAUACAAAUGUAUUUGUGCAACUGUAAAUGUUUUGAGGUUAUAUUUGUACAUAUCUUUAUUGUGUAUAUACAGCCUUGUAUCAUUAAAAUGUUUCUGUAUUUGAAGGCAUUGAAAUGACUUGUUUUGAACUAUUUUCUGAGCGCACAUAGCCUUAUUUAGAAAAGCAAACAACACAAUAAUUGAACAAUUUACCAAAGAUAAUAUUUUUUUAACCUAACGUAAUGUACAAAACAAGAUAAAAUAAUUUUUCUUACCAUACUCCACUACAUGCAAACAGAAUCAUGCAUUUGUUAAAAGUACCGCUGAAUUCAUAAAGAUACAUUUUACACUUUUUAAGUAAAGGAACCUUUAAGGAAUAAAUUGAAGGAAACCGUUUUCAAAAUGUAAAUGUCUAAGUAGCAAAGAAUGGCUUGUAUUAAUAAUACUUUCGAAAAGUACAGCUUUCAACUAACCUCCAUUAUUUGUAACAAAAUAAAUACAGUUUUAAAUAGCUCUGCUCUUCUAACCACUAGAAUAUGGACGUUUUACUGCACCUUCUGAUCACCCCCAAAAAAUGAGAAAUGUCUAAACAUCCUUAAAUCAAGAUACAUAUAUUUAACAAGUAAGUCUGAAGAUGAUUAUAAGUCAAAUUUGGUGAAAAUCCGACCAGUUGUUUUGGAGGAGAGGCAGGUUUUCACCACAAGGUGGUGUCCUGAGUUUUGUAACAAUAUGCUAAUGUUUUGGUAAAAUAUAGCAAAGCUAAAGACAAAAAUGGCAAAACAAUGUAGGAAAGGCCGGUAUCAAUCUCUACUUGGUAUGCUGCACCGAACUUAAAGAGACAGUUGUGGUUUUGACCAAACUCUUCAAAAGUUAUAAGCAAACAUCUAAUUGUUUUCACAUCACCUGACAACUAGGUGGCGCUGUGCCCAAACUGUGCAGGUCAUGGUUGUCAUACCAAGUUUAGUUGAAAUAUAGAAAAAUAGAUAUUGCCUCUCAUACAUUUUUAUGUGCUUUUGAAUUAACUUGCUCAUCGUUCAAGGCAAUUUGUUGUCUGUUUUUUUUGGAACAACUCAAAAUGUUGGGAAAAAUGUCAUAAUGGAAAAAUACAUCAUAAGGAGCAAUCAAAUCAUCUUCAGCCAAGGAUGGUGAGGGCAGAAAAAGAACCAUUGUUGGGUUUUUCUUUUCCUUUUACAGAUUUUAUUCCUUAAAAUAAACCUGAGUCGGUUUAUUUGGACAGUUGGUGGCACUAGAGGGAUUGUCUUAAGGACUCCAAAUCUUAACUUGCAUUUAAAGUAAAUGUAUCUUGAUUUUCUACUCUAAUCUAAGACCAUUUUAAGGCCUUAAAUCGUAAAAGACCUCUGCUUUAAGACCUCUAAAAACCUCAGAAACCCUGAUUGCAACUUGAUUCCAUUUUUCAGUCCUUUAGCAAAUACCCAACCCAAAAUGGGGCACUGAAUGGUUUUUAAGUUCAAAUCAGUAGACUGAAAUCUCACAGAAGACUCAGACAUCUUACAUUCUCCUUUAGGUAUGGACAGUCCUGGAGGUAAGAUUUAAGGCAAACAGAAAAGUUGGCUUAGUCCCCAAAAAGCGUGAAACAUUAUAUCCUUAAAAAAAAGCCACUUUGAGUAAUUCCAUGGGCACUGUCCCGGUAAAACAAUUUUAUCAACCUUUCCAGUUCAGUUCACAUUAUGGGAUUCAAUCAUUCCACUCCUCAGAGCUUUUUGCAUGUUUUUAUGUGACUUCGACAUUUCGGACACUUGUGAACGACGUCUUUGCAUCCAUCCACGCAGAACGGGAUGGCACAGCAGCCAGCUAUACAAC
Molecule: messenger RNA, 7408 nt
Organism: Puntigrus tetrazona (Sumatra barb)
Lineage: Eukaryota; Metazoa; Chordata; Actinopteri; Cypriniformes; Cyprinidae
Gene: mrtfbb
Product: myocardin related transcription factor Bb
Biological process (GO): smooth muscle cell differentiation
Source: RefSeq, a predicted model, not a curated record